UUUCAAAUUUGUGGACUACCAAUGUACAGUUGAAUAUUAUGUUACUCAUUUUUUGGUUCAUGAGGGCAAGGCAAGAAUAGGUAGCAAGCGGGUGCAGACCCUGCGUAUUGAUACGAUGGACAAAGGUUCUUCAAGAUGGAGAGGGGCUGAUAUUCUGGUUUUUAACACUGCUCAUUGGUGGAAUCACCAUAAGACUAAAGCAGGGAAGAAUUACUACCAGGAGAGGAAUCAAGUACAUCCCCGUCUUGAUGUUUCAACAGCUUUUGAAAAAGCCCUGACAACUUGGGCAUCAUGGAUUGAUAGACAUGUCAAUCCAAGCAAAACACAAGUUUUCUUCAGGAGUUCUGCUCCUUCUCAUUUCAGUGGGGGGCAGUGGAACACUGGUGGGCACUGCAGAGAAGCUUCACAACCUAUCCCUGAGACUUACAGAGGCGAAUAUCCAGAGAAGAAUAUAAUAGUGGAGCAAAUAAUAGGCAAGAUGAAGACUCCAGUUACUUUUUUGAACAUAACUGGUUUGUCAGAUUACAGGAUUGAUGGUCAUCCUUCUAUAUAUGGAAGAAAACCGGGUAGCUCUUCGCGCGUUCAAGAUUGUAGCCAUUGGUGUCUCCCUGGGGUUCCAGAUACCUGGAAUGAGAUCUUGUAUAUGCAUUUAGAAAGUAACAGAAGAAUAAGUUUGCCUAACUGAAGCUUCAUCCUCAAAUUGUAAUUCUUUCAUUUGUUCAGCAUGUUUGAUAAGCUGUAUAUAGCUGUGAAGUUGAGGUUUGUC
Molecule: messenger RNA, 766 nt
Organism: Solanum stenotomum
Lineage: Eukaryota; Viridiplantae; Streptophyta; Magnoliopsida; Solanales; Solanaceae
Product: protein trichome birefringence-like 6
Exons: 4
Coding region: 116-685 (189 amino acids)
Cellular component (GO): Golgi apparatus
Molecular function (GO): O-acetyltransferase activity
Source: RefSeq, a predicted model, not a curated record